AUGGUUACGUGGGCGUGGUUUCCGGUCGUCGGUCUGUUACUGGCAGCAGCGACCGGUCAGGAACCUAAAACACGAGAUGAGAUUCGACCGCAGGUGUCGGCGGUCAAGCAAGAACUGGUCGGUUCCAUCGGGCUGCUAGGACAAUUGCAGCCGCCGCGACCAUUCGUGCCCGAGAAUCUGCCGGGCAUUAUCGCGCCGACCGAAAGAAACCAGAAGAAACGACAGCUGGCCGAUCUCGGGCUAACCUUUCCGCAGCCAUUGUUACCGCUAAAUGGCCAAACUCCCCUUCCGCUUCUCGGGACGACCUUCGGCGCGGGUCUCGGUGGCAGCAUCGUUCCUCGAAUCACUCCGCAACCAAAGCAGAUCAUCACGCGGAUAACCGAGACUUCGCCGCCGGUUGUCACCAUCGUGACUCCGUCGGCCGUUGAAUCGCAACGUAGAAUUCACACUCUUGACAGAGCGUUCCACCAUAAACACCAUUCCUUCCACCAUAACCAUGGACAUCAUCAUGGACAUCAUCAUGAUCAUCACCAUGAUCAUCAUUCACAUCAUGAUCACCAUGCGAAACAUGGCCAUCAUCAUGGGCACAAGCAUCAUCAUGGUCAUGAGCAUAAGCACGAACAUGACCAUCACGAGGAGCACAAACAUCACGAAGACCAUAAACACCAUCAUGACCAGCAUCAUCACCAUGGCCACCAUCAUGAGCAUGGACAUAAGCACGAUUCUGAACAUAAGCAUCAUCAUGGUCAUGAACAUAAACAUGGGCAUCACCACAAACAUGGUCACAAGCAUGGUCACGAGCAUAAACAUCAUGGAGAACAUAAGCACCAUCAUGGACAUCAUCAUCACUCGAAGCAUGAACACCACGAGGAACAUAAGCAUCAGUCUAAGCAUCAUCAUCACCAUAAGCAUCAUCACCAUAACGAGCAUCAUCAUCACCAUGAUCAUCAUCAUGUUAACGAGCAUCAUCAUCAUCACAAUCAUAAGGAAACUGAGAAACAUCACCAUCACCAUGGACAUGAACAUAAAGAGGAUCAUAAGCAUGGGCACAAGGAAGAACAUAAGCAUCAUCAUGGACACGAACAUAAGCACGGCCAUCACGAAGAACAUCAUCACGGUCAUCAUGAGGAUCACCAUCACAAGCACGGACAUGAUCAUAAGCACGGACAUCACGAGGAUCAUAAGCAUCAUCAUCACGAAGAUCAUCAUGAGAAGCACGGACACAAACAUAAGCAUGACCACCAUGAGGAGCAUCACCAUGGCCACCACGAGCAUCACAAGCAUGGCCAUCACGAAGACCAUCAUCACAAGCACGGCCACGAACAUAAGCAUGGUCACAAGGAGGAACAUCAUCAUGGUCAUCAUGAGGAUCAUCAUCACUCUCAUCAUCAAGAUCAUAAGCAUCAUCAUCACGAGGCCCAUAAGCAUGGUCACCACCAUAAAGAAGAGCAUAAGCACGGCCACGAGCAUAAGCAUCAUCAUGAUCAUCACGAGCAUCAUGAUCACCAUGAGAAACAUCACCAUCACGAGGGACAUGAACAUAAGCAUGGUCACAAACAUCACGAAGGCCAUAAGCAUCACGAGGACCACCAUCAUAAGCACGGGCAUGAUCAUCAUCAUAAGCAUCACGAAGACCAUCAUCACCAUAUGUUUGAGAACCACGGUCACGACCAUUACAAAAGCUUCGACGGUCAUCACUUCGAAUCCCCACCCGGCAAUGAAGAAUUUAUACUCUCAGAAGAAAGCGCACCGAUUUCAGUGACACCGCCCAUAGAAGACGUUCUAAAGAUCACGAAAUCACCGAAAGUGAGGGAGCCUUUGGAGAUUGUGCGAGUUUAAUGCAUAAAUUAUGACGUGAACACGACACGAUUGCGUAGAAACAGAAUGUAAAAUCAGUUACUUAUAAAUUAUAUAAGUCAGAAAAUUGAAAAGAAAAUAUUAAAU
Molecule: messenger RNA, 1944 nt
Organism: Solenopsis invicta (red fire ant)
Lineage: Eukaryota; Metazoa; Arthropoda; Insecta; Hymenoptera; Formicidae
Product: sarcoplasmic reticulum histidine-rich calcium-binding protein-like
Exons: 2
Coding region: 1-1839 (612 amino acids)
Source: RefSeq, a predicted model, not a curated record